Messenger RNA from Penicillium alfredii, 834 nucleotides. It is a transcript of the gene pup1, whose product is annotated as proteasome core particle subunit beta 2. Lineage: Eukaryota; Fungi; Ascomycota; Eurotiomycetes; Eurotiales; Aspergillaceae. The record is from RefSeq and is a predicted model, not a curated record. Gene Ontology annotation, cellular component: proteasome core complex. The transcript has 3 exons. Bases 1 to 834 code for a protein of 277 amino acids. Gene Ontology annotation, molecular function: threonine-type endopeptidase activity.
AUGCCGGGCUUCGACUUCUCCAACUACAACCGCAACGCGGCGCUUCACGCCAGGGGUGUUCCGAUGCCCAAAGCGACCAGCACUGGUACGACAAUUGUUGGUUGCAUCUACGAUAAGGGUGUAGUGAUUGCAGCAGAUACCAGAGCUACCAGCGGACCGAUAGUAGCAGACAAGAACUGCGAGAAGCUACACUACAUCGCACCGAAGAUUUGGUGUGCCGGAGCCGGUACAGCCGCCGACACAGAAUUCACCACGGCACUCAUCAGCUCGAACGUCGAACUGCACUCCCUAUCGACGGGCCGGGACCCGCGCGUGAUCACCUGCAUGACGAUGUUGAAGCAGCAUCUCUUCCGCUACCAAGGCCACAUCGGCGCGUACCUGGUGGUUGCCGGCGUCGACCCGACCGGAACCAGUCUGUACACGGUGCACGCGCACGGCUCGACGGAUAAACUCCCCUACGUGACGAUGGGCUCGGGUUCACUGGCCGCCAUGUCGGUGUUCGAGUCGAUGUGGCAGCCCGACCUCGAUCGCGAGGGCGCCAUCGCCCUCUGCUCCGAGGCUAUCAAGGCCGGUAUCUUCAACGACUUGGGGUCCGGAAGCAACGUCGACGUCUGUGUCAUCGAGAAGGAUCAGCCUACCCAGCUGCUCCGCAAUUACAUGAAGCCCAAUGAGCGGGGCCACAAAGAGCGCAACUACCGCUUCCCGCGUGGCACGACGGCUUGGCUCAACCAGAAGGUUAUCAGCAAAGAGGAUAUGAAGAAAUAUGUUACGGUGGAAACCCUGUCUGGGGACCCUAGCCUGGCUGCCGGCGAGAAGAUGGAAGUUGACACUUAA